GUUUCUAUCGGAAACAGUCUCUCUACCCAGGUUAGGGGUAAGUUGUUGUUUUUGUUGUUGGGUAGGAUGAUUGCAUUGGCUUUAAUGCAUAAAAUACAAAUUGGCGUAGUGUUCGAUCGUGUGUUCAUUUUGCAAUUGGCUGGAGAGGAAAUUUCAUUGGAAGACAUUAGGGAUGCAGAUCCAUACUUGUACAGUAGCUGCAAACAAGAUACUGGAGAUAGAUCCUGAGACGGUGGAUCAAGAUAUACUAGGCUUGACAUUUGUUUGUGAAGUUGAAGAGUUAGGGUCCAGGAAAGUGGUCGAGCUUUGUCUCGACGGGAAAGAUACUGUUGUGAACAGUAAGAAUAGGAAGAAGUAUGUUAAUCUACUUAUUCAACAUUUGUUUGUCACAUCAAUUGCUCAGCAGGUAGCCCAUUUUUCUCAAGGUUUUGCUGAUAUAACUACCUCAAGGCUCCAAAUAUCCUUUUUUCGGAGUUUAGAUCUUAAAGAUCUUAACUGGACGCUUGAUGGGAAUGGAAGUGCGGUUUCUGUGGAAGACUGGAAAGCACAUACAGAUUACAAAGGCUACAAAGAAAGUGAUCCCCAAAUAUCCUGGUUCUGGAAGAUAGUUGGGCGUAUGUCUGCUGAGCAGAGAAAGGUCCUCCUUUUCUUCUGGACUUCAAUUAAGUAUCUACCUCUAGAGGGUUUUGGUGGUUUGGCUUCUAGACUUUACAUUUAAAGAAACCUCGAAGUCUUAUGAUCACUUACCUUCUGCACAAACAUGCUUCUACCGCAUACGCUUUCCUCCCUAUCAAUCCAUGGCUGUAAUGCAAGAUCGACUCCAGGUAAUCACCCAAGAGCAUGUUGGUUGCAGCUUUGGUACCUGGUAACAUCUACCAAUUUUGGGAUUGAACUUGCACAUAAUCAGCUUGUACAUGAAGUAGGAUAUACUUACCUAUUUAAAGUUUGAUGUUUAUGGUCUAGUUUUGUUUCCCCUCUCUACAUUGCUGAAGCUCAUACUUUCAACUCAAUGACAAGUUAGAAGAACUAACUGAACUUUGCUUACUUCUUGCUGAAUGCAAGCCCUUUCUUUUUCCUUAUCAACUUUUAUAGAAUAUAGAGGUAUCGGAUCUAUUGAUAAAGAAAGAAGUUCCAGUCCAUCUUGUUUUCUCUAUGCAUUGUCAGUUUCAUUUUUUUAUUUUUUUUUUCCCCUAUUAGUUUGUGUUUACAUGGUUGAUUGUACUUUCCAGCCUCUCUUUUUUUCAUCAAUGGUGUAUGGAGGUAUAUUUUCCACGCGUGAGUAAGUCUCAUUCUCACUUGAAUUCAAGUACAAAAACACUAGAGUUGUAAAUUUGUUGGUUGGCAUCUGUAUUACUUAUUCCGUAUCUGGAUAUCAUUCUCUCCGUCAUCUUCCUCUUCUCCAAUCUGCAUUUACUCGUCUUCUACCAGAGAAGCAGAUAAAGAUGUGGAAUAACGAUCUACAGGAGCUAAUCUGAUUUAUGACCAUAUUUCAAGGUGUUUCUAUUUGUACAGCAUUUUGCUAAACCAUUGUUAUGUAUGUAUUUAUGCAGCUAGCAGUGCUUCAUACUUAUUUAACUUUUCUAUUGUACAUAUUGAACC
This is a messenger RNA of Nicotiana tabacum (common tobacco), 1599 nucleotides long. NCBI's taxonomy places the organism in Eukaryota, Viridiplantae, Streptophyta, Magnoliopsida, Solanales, Solanaceae. The record is from RefSeq and is a predicted model, not a curated record.